Molecule: messenger RNA, 3661 nt
Organism: Pseudopodoces humilis (Tibetan ground-tit)
Lineage: Eukaryota; Metazoa; Chordata; Aves; Passeriformes; Paridae
Source: RefSeq, a predicted model, not a curated record
GAUGCGGUGAAUUGGUUGGGAUACACGUACCUGUACAUCCGGAUGCUCCGCUCUCCGACGCUUUACGGAAUUUCCCACGAGGAUCUGAAAUCGGAUCCGCUCCUGGAGCAGCGACGCCUCGACCUCGUCCACACCGCGGCGCUGAUGCUCGAUAAGAACAACCUGGUGAAGUACGACAAGAAAACCGGGAAUUUCCAGGUGACGGAGCUGGGCCGCAUCGCCAGCCAUUAUUACAUCACCAACGAGACGGUGCAGACGUACAACCAACUCCUGAAACCCACGCUGAGCGAGAUCGAGCUGUUCCGCGUCUUCUCCCUGUCCUCGGAAUUCCGCAACAUCACCGUGCGCGAGGAAGAGAAGCUGGAGCUGCAGAAACUUCUGGAACGCGUUCCGAUCCCGGUGAAGGAGAGCAUCGAGGAGCCCAGCGCCAAGAUCAACGUCCUGCUCCAGGCGUUCAUCUCGCAGCUGAAGCUGGAGGGAUUCGCGCUCAUGGCCGACAUGGUCUACGUCACCCAGUCGGCCGGGCGCUUGAUGCGAGCGAUCUUCGAGAUCGUCCUGAACCGCGGCUGGGCCCAGCUCACCGACAAAACCCUCAACCUCUGCAAGAUGAUCGACAAGCGCAUGUGGCAGUCCAUGUGUCCCCUGCGCCAGUUCAAGAAGCUGCCCGAGGAGGUGGUGAAGAAAAUCGAGAAGAAGAAUUUCCCCUUCGAGCGACUCUACGACCUCAACCACAACGAGAUCGGGGAGCUGAUCCGGAUGCCGAAAAUGGGGAAAACCAUCCAUAAAUACGUUCACCUGUUCCCGAAGCUGGAGCUGUCGGUUCACCUGCAGCCCAUCACCCGCUCCACGCUCAAGGUGGAGCUCACCAUCGCUCCCGACUUCCAGUGGGACGAGAAGCCGCUUCCGGUGUCGGCUCUUCGGAACAGCUCCUUCGAGAGCCUCUACCAGGACAAAUUCCCCUUCUUCAACCCCAUCCAGACUCAAGCCUGCGAGACCCAACUUCCCGUGUCAUUCCGACACCUGAUCCUUCCGGAAAAAUAUCCUCCUCCCACGGAGCUGCUGGAUCUGCAGCCGCUUCCGGUGUCGGCUCUUCGGAACAGCUCCUUCGAGAGCCUCUACCAGGACAAAUUCCCCUUCUUCAACCCCAUCCAGACUCAAGUGUUCAACACGGUGUACAACAGCGACGACAACGUUUUCGUGGGAGCGCCCACGGGCAGCGGGAAAACGAUCUGCGCGGAAUUCGCCAUCCUCCGGAUGCUCCUCCAGAAUUCCGAGGGUCGCUGCGUCUACAUCACCCCCAUGGAAGCUCUGGCCGAGCAGGUUUUCAUGGAUUGGUACGAGAAAUUCCAGGAACGGCUGAACAAGAAGGUGGUGCUCCUCACCGGAGAGACCAGCACGGACCUGAAGCUGCUGGGAAAAGGGAACAUCAUCAUCAGCACCCCGGAAAAGUGGGAUAUCCUUUCCCGCCGCUGGAAACAACGGAAGAACGUCCAGAACGUCAACCUGUUCAUCGUGGAUGAAGUGCACCUGAUCGGGGGCGAGAACGGGCCGGUGCUGGAGGUGAUCUGCUCGCGCAUGCGCUACAUCUCGUCGCAGAUCGAGCGGCCGAUCCGCAUCGUGGCGCUGAGCUCGUCGCUGUCCAACGCCAAGGACGUGGCGCAUUGGCUGGGCUGCAGCGCCACCGCCACCUUCAACUUCCACCCCAACGUGCGCCCCGUGCCCCUGGAGCUGCACAUCCAGGGUUUCAACAUCAGCCACACGCAGACGCGGCUGCUGUCCAUGGCCAAGCCCGUUUACCACGCCGUGAUGAAGCACUCGCCCAAAAAACCCGUCCUGGUCUUCGUCCCCUCCCGGAAACAGACGCGGCUCACGGCCAUCAACAUCCUCACCACCUGCGCCUCCGACGUCCAGCGGCACAGGUUCCUGCACUGCGCCGAGAAGGACCUGGUGCCGUACCUGGAGAAGCUGAGCGACCCCACCCUGAAGGAGACGCUGGUGAACGGCGUCGGGUACCUGCACGAGGGGCUGACGGCCAUGGAGCGACGCGUGGUGGAGCAGCUCUUCAGCUCCGGAGCCGUGCAGGUGAUGGUGGCCUCGCGCAGCCUCUGCUGGGGCAUGAACAUCUCGGCCCACCUGGUGAUCAUCAUGGACACGCAGUACUACAACGGCAAAAUCCACGCGUACGUGGAUUACCCCAUCUACGACGUGCUGCAGAUGGUCGGCCACGCCAACCGCCCGCUGCAGGACGACGAGGGCCGCUGCGUCAUCAUGUGCCAGGGCUCCAAGAAGGAUUUCUUCAAGAAGUUCCUGUACGAGCCGCUGCCGGUGGAGUCGCACCUGGACCACUGCAUGCACGACCACUUCAACGCCGAGAUCGUCACCAAGACCAUCGAGAACAAGCAGGACGCCGUGGACUACCUGACCUGGACCUUCCUGUACCGCAGGAUGACCCAGAACCCCAACUACUACAACCUGCAAGGCGUGUCCCACCGUCACCUGUCGGAUCACCUGUCGGAGCUGGUGGAGCAGACCCUCAGUGACCUGGAGCAGUCCAAGUGCAUCAGCAUCGAGGACGAGAUGGACGUGGCCCCGCUCAACCUGGGCAUGAUCGCCGCCUACUACUACAUCAACUACACCACCAUAGAACUGUUCAGCAUGUCCCUCAACGCCAAGACCAAGGUGCGGGGGCUGCUGGAGAUCAUCUCCAACGCCGCCGAGUACGAGAACAUCCCCAUCCGGCACCACGAGGACAACCUGCUGCGACAGCUGUCCCAGAAGGUGCCCCACAAACUGACCAACCCCAAAUUCAACGACCCCCACGUCAAGACCAACCUGCUGCUCCAGGCCCACCUGUCCCGCAUGCAGCUGAGCGCGGAGCUACAGUCGGACACCGAGGAGAUCCUCAGCAAGGCGAUCCGGCUGAUCCAGGCGUGUGUGGACGUGCUGUCCAGCAAUGGGUGGCUGAGCCCGGCGCUGGCCGCCAUGGAGCUGGCCCAGAUGGUCACUCAGGCCAUGUGGUCCAAGGACUCGUACCUGAAACAGCUGCCCCACUUCACCUCCGAGCACAUCAAACGCUGCACGGACAAGGGCGUGGAGAGCGUGUUUGACAUCAUGGAGAUGGAGGACGAGGAGCGCACGGCGCUGCUGCAGCUGCCCGAGGCGCAGAUCGCCGACGUGGCGCGGUUCUGCAACCGCUACCCCAACAUCGAACUGUCCUACGAGGUGGGGGACAGGGACAGCAUCCGCAGUGGUGGCCCCGUGGUGGUGCUGGAAUCGGGGAUGGGAUCAGGAUGGGAUCUGACAGGCCCAAUGAUGUCCCCAGUGUACCCACAGAAGCGCGAGGAGGGCUGGUGGGUGGUGAUCGGGGACUCCAAGUCCAACAGCCUCAUCUCCAUCAAGCGCCUGACGCUGCAGCAGAAGGCCAAGGUGAAGCUGGAUUUCGUGGCGCCGGCGCCGGGCGCGCAGCACUACACCCUUUACUUCAUGAGCGACGCCUACAUGGGCUGUGACCAGGAGUACAAAUUCAGCGUGGACGUCAAGGAGGCCGAGAGCGACUCCGACUCCGACUGACACCCAAAUCCCGCGGAAUAACCCCAAAAAAACCCCGCAGAACCCCAAAAAACCCCACAGAAUCCCAAAAAACCCCACAGAAUCCCAAAAA